AUGUCGUGCAUUUUCGGCAAUGGCACUUUAGAGCAUCCCGUCUUGCGGCAACCUUGCCCUCCGGCAUUAGAGGAUUCUGCAGACCCAGCCCCUGAAGAUGUGCCGUGCAUACGUGUCAGGUCUGCCCCGUGCACACUCUUCGAGAAAUCCUUUUCUGCGAGGGCCGAUAUCUCUACCCAAGCUGAGGACGAACACCUUUGGGUCUUAGCGAUCAACAAGUGGUGUUGCAUUUUUAGCUUGGCUCAGAGUGACCCUGGGCAGGUCGGGGAGCAGGCUGCUCAGUGCUUGAUUGCAGAGGGUCAGUCGGCCAGGGACGAAUUGAUUCGGGAUGUCUUCGGAAUUAAAUCCCCUAGGACUGCGAUCAAGCGUGCCAAUUCUUUGCUUAGGUGCUUGAGGUGGCAUCUUAGAGAAAGGCAGGCCGCCUGGCCCUGGGACUGUGGCUCAUUUACCGACUUUGUAAAAUCCCUUGGGGUUGGUGCAAGUGCAGUCGCAGGCCUCUUUGAAGCUGUGAAUUUUGCACAUCAUGUUAUGGGCAUGCCGUUCUGCAAAGAGAUCCUUGAGGACCGCAGGUUGCAGGGUCGGGCCAAGAGGCUUGAGGGCGAGCGAGCAGAGGUGAAACAGCAGGAUCCUCUCACCGUGGAGUGUGUUGCAAAACUGGAGAAGCUUGUGGCCAGCAACUCUUUGUGUGAUGCAGACACUUAUGUGCUGGGUGGGAUUGUCUUCUGUCUGUAUAGCCGCUCGAGGUGGUCCGAUCUUAGAAAUCUCAGGUGUAUAUGGGUGGACUUUGAGGGCGACGACCAGCAGUCUGGAUUUGUAGAAGCGAGGACCCGUGAUCACAAGACCAGCAAUACAGUCAAGACGAAGAGGCGUGCGAUGCCUCUGGUGGCCCCGUUUCCCGGAGUCACUGAUGCCAACUGGGUGAAAGCCUGGUGGAAUGCCGGGCUGCGUCUCGGUGUGCAGUGGGAUUCAGAGCCCUUUGGGCCUCUGGUCCGUGCCCCAGAUGCCGAGGGCCAGCUGUGCAAGAGACGGUGCACUUCAAGCGAAGCCGGUGUGAUGUUGUGCAAUGCCUUGGACCUGGAUGGAGACCAGAGGCGUACGUCACAUGUCUUGAAGGGUACGACUUUAGCUUGGGUGGGCAAGCGCGGCUUCGGAGAGCGGGAUAGCCUUCUUCUUGGUCACCAUGCUCCGGGCUCAGGCUCGUUGGCAUGCUACAGUCGGGAAUUGUUGAGCGCGCCCCUUCGCGCAUACAGGGCUAUGCUUGCCGAAAUCAGGACGAACGUCUUCAGGCCAGAUAGUACCCGAUCGGGAUGGCUCUCAAAGGAUUCUCUUCUGCCCACUUUUGGGGAAUUUGCAAGUGUUCAACUUGGGAGCUCAGGCGGUGCCUUCGGCCUUGGUGCACAGCUAGGGCAUGAGCCAGUCGAUGUGGGGCAUCAGACAGAAGUACCAGGAGAGCUUGAACAUUAUUAUGCGAACAAUUUGCCUCCAGACUUACCGGGCUCCUCACGGCCAAGCGAGCUGGGUCGUGAUGAUGGCUCCUGGGAUCAUGUUGAGCACCCUUUGCCCGAUGCUGGGGAGCAGGGACUCGAAUCUGGGAGUGAGGCGCUCUUUCCUGAAUUGUUUGGGGACAGUGCGCGGGACACGACACUGGAGGGCUGUGACGCAAGUUCAUCCUCUUCGUCUUCGAGCUCAUGCUCUUCAGAGGCCAGUGAGACGGAAGAGCAAACUAUCACAGCGAGUGGUGUAAGCCAACCGUUUGAGAUUCAUGAGCCAUGCUGGCAACACAUCAAGUCGAGGAUGCUUCAUCGCCCGCAAGGCGGGCAGGCAGCGUGCAAAACGAAGUGUGGGAGACGCACGGCCAAUGUGUACAGGUGGCUAGAGGGAGCCUUUUUCCGGUGGCCUAGGUGUGCAGUCUGUUGGAAAGGAGAACUGUUAGAUUCCACUCGUGCCCUCAAUGAGCGGCUUGAUGAGCUUAUGAACCGUAAUGACGGUGCGUGA
Molecule: messenger RNA, 1995 nt
Organism: Symbiodinium sp. CCMP2592
Lineage: Eukaryota; Dinophyceae; Suessiales; Symbiodiniaceae
Source: the annotation of a GenBank genome assembly